Messenger RNA from Sorghum bicolor (sorghum), 2104 nucleotides. RefSeq lists its product as uncharacterized. Gene Ontology annotation, molecular function: S-adenosylmethionine-dependent methyltransferase activity. The transcript has a single exon. Lineage: Eukaryota; Viridiplantae; Streptophyta; Magnoliopsida; Poales; Poaceae. The coding region runs from base 563 to 1960 and encodes 465 amino acids. The record is from RefSeq and is a predicted model, not a curated record.
UGUGUAGAAUCAUGUUAAAAUCCAGACACCUGAAAUAGAGAAGUGCAAUUUGAUAAAAUAACAAUGAAGUGCAAUUUGAGAAAUGAACUGCCAAUGUUACGUACUCUCGCUUCUUCAAGAUCAGUCACCCCCAACAAUAAUGGCAAAUUUCCGUUUUCUAUGCCGCAGAGCAGUGCCCGAGGACGCGUACGCCCAUGACGUAUCCGCUACAUAAUCGCUGCGUUGGAGGGCCUACAAGUCGGCCGCACAGCUCGCUCCCCGAGCGUCCAGCGAUAGCUACAUACCAUGCACAAGAGCGUAGCACAGCUUUGACUUGCGAAGCAAAAUUGUCCGCUUUUCUCCUCGCAAAGCAAAGCAAAGCAACCACCACGAUGUGUAAUCUGCAAUCCACGAACACAUGCAAACACAUAUCCAAAGUCAAACACACGCGUAGCACAGCUCACGUACUUCACAUCUGGAAAAACCAUCCCGGGCGCAUGUCGAAUUGAUCGGCGUACAGUGAAGAAGUGAUCGAUCGUCGCUGCUAGCUAGCUGUCGCCGAUCGCCGGCGCGCGCGGCCGCCAUGUACGCGGCCAAGCACCGGGGCCACUCAUCGCAGCAGCACAGUAUCGACGAGGGGAUGGGUGGUACUGCUACCGCCAAUGGCCACGGGCACCGGCCAUCGCCGCGGCCGGCGCCUCGGCGCGCCAAGCUCAAGAUCCUGCUGGUCGUCAUCGCCACCAACCUCGUCUCCGUCUACCUCUUCUCCGGCGCGUCGCUGUCCGUGCACAUCCCGGCGUCCGCGCCGCGGAUGAUCCACCUGUGGGACUCGUCCGCGCUGCUGCGGGACCUCAACGCCACGCGCGACGCGCUGGCGGGGGCGCGCGCGGAGCUCGCGGCGCUGCGGGCGCAGUGCAACGCGUCGUCGUACCUCCUCGAGUCCGUGCUUGCCGGCCUGGGCGCCGUGCACGGGGACACGCCGGAGGCCAGGGACUUCGGCGGCUGGCCCGAGGAGCCCCAGGGCGAGCUCAAGCUCGCCAUCGAGCCCCACCGGCUGCCGCUCGGCUUCCACCCCAACCUCGGCACCGACGAGCUCUUCCCGGGGCUGGGGUUCGCCUGCCGCAACUUCCAGGAGGAGCUUGCGCGGUACAUGACGUACGACGUCAGCGGCGAGUGCCCCGACGACGACGCGCUCGCGCUGCAGCUCGCGCUCAAGGGGUGCGAGCCGCUGCCCCGCCGCCGCUGCAGGCCGAGGGAGCCGGCGAGGUACGUGGAGCCCGCGCCGCUGCCGCGGAGCCUGUGGUCCGUGCCGCCGGACACGACGGUGCGGUGGUCGCCGUACACGUGCAAGAACUACACCUGCCUCGUGCAGCGCGCGCGCACCAGGGGCGGCGGGCCCUACUUCUGCAAGGACUGCUUCGACCUGGAAGGGAAGGAGCGGCGGCGGUGGCAGACCGACAACGGCGGGCCGGGGUUCAGCGUCGACAGCGUGCUGCGGUCCAGGCCGCCCGGCACGGUGCGGAUCGGGCUGGACAUCGGCGGCGGCACGGGCACGUUCGCGGCGCGCAUGCGGGAGCGGAACGUGACGGUGGUGACCACGACGCUGGACAUGGACGCGCCCUUCAGCCGCUUCGUGGCCUCCCGGGGCCUGGUGCCGCUGCAGCUGACGCUCAUGCAGCGGCUCCCGUUCGCGGACGGCGUGCUGGACAUGGUGCACUCCAUGAACGCGCUCAGCAACUGGGUGCCCGACGCCGUGCUCGAGUCCACGCUCUUCGACAUCUACCGGGUGCUCAGGCCCGGCGGCGUCUUCUGGCUCGACCACUUCUUCUGCCUGGGGCCGCAGCUCAACGCAACCUACGUGCCCAUCUUCGACCGCGUCGGCUUCCGCCGGCUCCGGUGGAAGGCCGGCCGGAAGCUCGACCUCGGCGCCGAGAGGAACGAGUGGUACGUGUCGGCGCUGCUCGAGAAACCCAUGACCUGAGUGAGCAUCUCCCUGUCGGGGUCGGGGCGCCGUUUCAUUCGGUAAUGCGUUUGUUGUUGGGUUUACCGGCGAAAUUGCGGUAAAAUUUAGAAGAUUUUUAAAACAUUUCAUGAAAUAAUUAAUUCACUGCUAAUUGUUCUAGGA